CUCCACCACUACUACCUCUACACUACUCCACCACCACUACGAUAUUCCACCAUCAUUACCACUGCCACCACCAUGCUAUUCCACCACCACCACCAUGCUAUCUACCACCACUACUACGAUACUCCACCACCAUCGCCACCACAUGAUACCCCACCACCACUGCCACCACUACGUUACACCACCACCACAACCACCACAUUGUACAGCAACAUGUAGCUCACUGUUUCAGCAACUACAAUAUUGGAGUUGAAGUAAGAAGUUGAAGACAAAGAAAAGGAAAGAAAGAGAAAGAGGGAGUUAGGGAGAGGUAGAAAGAGAAAGAGAGAGUGAAGAGGAAAUUGGUGUGUAAUUUAAGGUUAGACCUGGAAGAGUAAAAGAGGAAGAAAGAAAGAAACAGAGAGAGACAGAGAUGGUGGUUGUGGUGGUGGGUUCUGUGGAAGAAAGGACUAAAUGAGUGAGAAGAGAAAGAGAGGCAGAAGUAUUAAGUAUUCUUUAUAUAUAUAUAUAUAUAUAUAUAUAUAUAUAUAUAUCUGCAUAACACAUACACACGUAUAUAUAGAUGUAUGUGUGUGUGUGUGGAGAGAGAGAGAUGUAGGUGAGAAGAAGGUGUUGUUUGUGUUGAGAAAUGAAGAGAGAAAUCGUGAGUUAUUUAGUCAAUGUAUGAAGUGUGACUGACAAACAUUGCACGCAGCCCAGACUCACCUGAAUAUCCAGGCUUCUGUCUCUCCCUCUCUCUAUACAUGUGCACGCGCACACACACACACAUACACACGCAUACACACACUGAGUACUUCACUUUCUUCAUUAUCAUCUGGUCCAGUCUGUUUGUCUGUUCGUCUCUCUGUGUCAACAGUUGGAAUUAUCAAUCUAUGGACGAUCAUUGUCACUGCAUUAUUUCACAAGACUAAACAGCAACAGUUGUAGAUGGGAGUAAGAAAAAGAAGGAAAAAAAAGAAGAGGCAAGUUGGGGGCCUUCAUGCCCCUCCCUAAGGAUGCUAACAUUGCGAAGGAGUAAAACUGAUGUGGAGUACAGUGAAAUGAAUGAGUACGGAUCGGGUGAAUAAGGAGUUAAAAGAAUGUGGUGUGGUGUUGUGGUGUUUAUGCAUUUCCACAUGGAUGUUUAAUGGAUGUGAAAUAGCCACAAUGAAGGAGAUUAAAAACAUAAAAACAAAACAAUUACAAAAUAUAAAAACAAAACACUCGCUGUUAAGUGGUGUGGCAGAGUUUAGAAUUCACCAGAAUCUUACCACUUUACAGUAUUGAGAGAACGACAUUCUUUAUUUUCUCUCUCUCUCACAUAUAUACACAAAAAUACAUACAUAUAUAUAUAUAUAUAUGUAUAGUCACAUUCACUCAGAGUGACGCAUACAAAAAAAAAACACGUGUUGACACACACACACUCACACACACACACACACACACACACACACACACACACUCUCUCUCAGGCAAGUCAUGCCUGCUGAAUGAUUAAUUUUGGAAAGAGAGAAGAAUUAUUUUCUUAUAUUCCAGCACAAAGAGAAGAUCUAAGUUAAAUGUGUAUAGAAAAGACAAUAAUAACAAUUAAACACAACAGCAAUAACAACAACAAUAAUAAUAAUAAUAAUAAUAAUAAUAAUAAUAAUAAUAAUAAUAAUAAUAAUAAUAUUAAACCACCCCAAAAAAAAUUGAAGAAAGAGAGAAAGAAGCAGAAUUGAACUGGAGUAAAAUUCCAACAGAAAGAAAAGUAUUUCAUGUGGAAACUUUACUACAAGAAUUUAUAGAUAUAUACACACAUAUGCAUACACAUGUGUAUAUUUAUUAAUGUGUAUACAGUUAUAACACAAACUGACAUAACAAGAAGCUACAGAUGAAAAUGGGACGUACAUAUGAUUGCACAUACAGUUAUUACAUCUCCACAUACAGAUAUAUAUAACAAUGAACAAGCAUACACUUUUACAUAAAGACGCAUGCAUACACAAACUAAAUUACACACACCAUGUGUAUAGAUAUUGUAUAUAUAUAUAUAUAUAAACACCAAUGCAUUCACACACAUACAGACUGUUGUAUGCUUACGCUGAUAUAACUUACACAAUUUCAGUGUCAGGGAUUAAUUUGUGGGGAAAAACCAAUUAGAGAAAUAAUUAGAGAAGGAAGAAAAAAUUAAAGGCAGCGGCAAGAACAACAACAACAGGAAUACAGACCUUUAAAACUACGAUAAUGAUAAAUUUUAGGAAGCAAGGAGCUUUUAAAAUAGCAACAUUUCACCCUACCAUCACCAUCGUGAGAGGGGGUGACUUUCACAACAACAACAACAACAACAACAACAACAAUAGCAACAAUAUUGAUUACAACUUUUACUCAGGGACUCUUUAAAACAACAACACUGACCAUCCUUCCCAUUCUGCUGGCAUUAAUUAGUUUAAUUACAGAAGAAACCAACAUUGUACUGGACUACCCCAAACAACAACAACAACGACAACAACAACGACAGGACACAAUGUUUCUAUUCAGACAAAGUCCAGAAUCAAUUGUUGAGAUGUUGUUAGAAAAACUGGAGGUUUUCUGUGAAGUGAACCCCGCCAUCAGCUCCCUUCGCCUUAAGGCCUUUUCCUUUAAUAAGAAACUAAAGGAUUGUUGUCAUUUGGUUACAGUGACCCCGAGAAAGAAAGGUGGGGUAGCCCCUGAGAACAACAACAGCACCAGUAGCAGUACCAGCAGCAGCAGCAGCAGCAACAACAACAACAACAACAACAGUGUGAUUAACAGUGUUGGUAGCAGUAGUAGUGGUAACAGCAUCAGCAGCAGCAGCAACAUGACUGUGGUGAAACGUGGCAAAGGAGAGAAGAAAUCACCUCAUGACAUCACAGCCCUGUUUGAAGCUGUGGAGCAUCAAGAAUUUGAUCAAGUGAAACAUAUCUUGAAAACUAACAGCUUUGACUUAAACCGAUUAAAUAGUGAACACCUGACUGCCCUGGAUAUAGCUGUAAUGACCAACAAUAUUCCCAUGGCAAAGUUGUUACUUAGCUAUGGUGCCAAGGAGAACCCUUUAUGUGGUAGUGAGACUGAGAAACAGUUAACUCACUGGGAAUUCCGUCAUAAAUUAUUGAAACGAAUGAAAAGUGGUUAUGACUUGGCUCGACCCCCAGAUGCACCAACCAAUGCAUCAGUAAGUGUUGCCAGCAGUUCCUCUCUUCUGGUUAACUUUUCAGAACCACUCAACCAUAAUGGAGCAGUCGUUACCAGCUACAAAGUUGAAUGGAGUAAAUCCAGUGAUUUUGUCAUCCUUGAAGGUGAGGCCAUUGUCCGAAGUCUCGAUAAUCUACAAUAUGAGAUUAUUGGUUUAGACAAAAACAGUUAUUAUUAUGUACAAGUUUCAGCAUUUAACAUGAAAGGAUAUGGACCUGCUACUUUAGCCACACCUUCCUCCGUCCAGCCAUCCAGUUGGCAUGAUGUUGACAACAUACUCCCUCGCUCUCAAUGGAAAGUAAACACUCUUGAAGACCUAUUCUCUCAAGUUAGGCAGUCAAGACCCACAGAUGCACCUGCUAUCAAAGAGCCAUCAGGAGACUCCCCAGUCCAGAGGAAAAGAAAAAGUUUAAAGAAUCUUUUCUCGUUAUCACCAAAGUUUCAGAAAUCCCUUCAAAGAGGGAUCUACCUAUCCUGCCUCUUGUAUCACAAAGACAAAAUUCUUGUCACUCCAGAAGAUCAGUUACCGGUGGUGGAAGUUGAUGAGAAUUAUUCAAGUACCUCAAUACACACAGAUUUCUAUUGGCUUAUGAAGAUUGCCUGCACCUGGACAGAUGUGAAAUCACUGCGACAUGACAUGUACAAAAGUACAAGUGCUGGUUCCACACACUUCCGAGGUAAACUUCUCCAAGCAGCAGCUCUACUACAGAGCGCUUUAGGCAUCAGUGAUCUUGGACAGUUCUACCACCAACCAUUAAAAGACAACAAUGGCAGUACCGUAUUAGUAUGCAUCAAGGAAAUCAAAGACCCCAAAUUCCUGGCUCUUGGCUCUGGUAAAUGGGUGUCUUUGGCCAAACUUCACCGAAGAAUGACUGUCAUAGACCAAGACAGCAGUGAAGCACAUGAACUACUCUUGAACUCUGCUGCGGUAAGUAGAAUGAGUUUUUCUACCCACUUCUUUUAUGAACUUCUUUUUCUAAAUAUUUUUAAAACAUUACUUUUUACAUUUUAAAUCGAAACCAGCAAA
This is a messenger RNA of Octopus bimaculoides (California two-spot octopus), 4195 nucleotides long. RefSeq names its product ankyrin repeat and fibronectin type-III domain-containing protein 1. Lineage: Eukaryota; Metazoa; Mollusca; Cephalopoda; Octopoda; Octopodidae. The record is from RefSeq and is a predicted model, not a curated record.